GGACUUAGCUGGCAAGCAGUUGAUUCCCCCGACAAGUUUGGUUUAUCACCACCCAUGAUUGCAGGUAACACAAUCCACUGCUAAUUACUGACACAAUUACUGAAACUAAAACUAUGACGUGGUUUUGAUGACAAACUGUUCGGUGUUUCCGUCACAUUUUCACAAUCAUAAAUUAGAAAAAUUUAAAUUUAACUUACUUAAUUUGGUACCAUCUAUAACCAGUUCUAUUUGAUGGAAAAUAAAUCAGGAAUUUAUUCUUCACUAUGACAUAUUCUACUGCCUAUGAAUACUUCUUUUCAAAAUUCCUGUUGGCUUCAUCUGUCACAAAUUGUUAUACCAGCUAACUAUGAACUAUUACUUUUUCUCAAUCAGCUUUAGCUUCGUCCUCUUUUUUCAGGUUUUCUCACCAGAUCUGCGAGCUUUGCAGGGUUGUUAGUUUCCCACCCGGGCGGUGGUAACAUAUCGAAAUUAAAUUGUUUUUUCCAAUGGUAUUUUAGCCCAAAAAGGUUAUGCAGACGUGGCACGAGUUUUGCUGGAAACUGGCGCAGAUGUGAACUUUCAAAGCAGCAGUGGAAAAACAGCCUUGAUGAUGGCUUGCUUCUCAGGUUUAUAACUUGUGAUAUUAUAUAUCUUUAGUAAGUUGAUACGUGCUCUAUGAUUAGUCAACUUAGCUGGCCUUACUGCACUGUAUGGUCCGCUGAAAUUCAAAAUUCUGUUUGAAUUGAGAUCUUGCCCCUCUAUCGGAUUCUAAAGAUGUAAUAAUAUCUUAUUAGCUUCAUUUUAUCGGUCCGUACUGUAAAUUAUGAAACCUAGAUUUUUCCCCGCGAAUUUAUUACCCGAGGGCCUUGCGCUUGGGGCAUAAUCCUGAGCGGUAAAAAGCUCGGUCCGUGACUUACAGUACGGGCGUCUCACUUGGUUAGUAAGACGCAUUUAGCUUUCGCCAAAGGUCCAAUCUUUGUAAAUGACAAUUUUAAACUUGACGGAAAAUGUUUCCGCUGACAUACUUUGUCAAAAAAUUUGUCAUCUCCCCAUCUUGUGUGAUCUGUAAUUAUAUCUCUUGGCUCUGAUGAUCGCUAUGUUCGAGCGGUUUUUAGUUGAAUUGUUGCUCUCAAGGCUUUCACACGAAAUGAGGUUCUUCUGUUAAUUCGGGGAGUAGUGUGCCGCCCGCGUCUCCAAAUCCUAACCUCACCUAUUCAGGAGGAAAAUGCGUUGAUAUGAUCUCGUGACUCCCGUGAUAAAAGUAUCCGAAUUAAAAUCAUAAUGGCCAAAAUCUAUACAUUUAAGCUUAUAAAGCUGCUUUUAAAUAACUUGAAAGUUUUGGACUACAGUACAGUUUGUUUUGACCAGUCGCAUAUUGGCAAAUAUUGAUCGAGUUGUCAGGGUAAGACUUUACAGAAAUUAUCCGGAAGGGAAAAGACAAAGUUUGGGUUCUGAAGGGUUCGAGUUAUACGUUCGAGAGUAAAAUUAGAACAAUUGUGUAAUGAAAACGCAGAAGAUAUCGAUUGUGGUUCGAGUUCACGUGAUGUGCGAGUCCGCUAUGGUUUAAACCUUUGAACCCUAAGAGUGACUGGCAUCUAAUUUCUCCUUACAAUAUCACCCCUGAAUCAAAUAUUUAGGUCACAAGAACAAAGGAAAUGAUCAACGACUAAAGAAGCUCUUGAUUGUUAAACAAAUUCUCCAUGUCAGCACCUUAGGAAAUGUAUAGAGUACAGUAUGGAGAAUAGUGAAAUUAUCCGAAGUUGACUUUCAUUGGCCUGGGUAGUUCUAAUUUGGACAUUCUUACGUUCUCUAAAACACAUCUGUCUACGACGUUUCUUAUAAACUCUUGCAGGAAAUGUGGAGGUUGCGCAGCUGUUAAAAAAACAUAAGGCUGACUGGGAUUUACUGGAUAGGACAGGCUCAACAGCCCUUCACUGGGCGGUCGACGGAGCAAAUUUGGAUACCAUCCGCUGGAUGCUUCAAGAUGGCUGCCGAGUGGACGUCAAAGACGAAACCUCAGGUGAUUCUGGAAUCGUUGUAAGACACGCAGGAAGCGGCUAGAGGGGGAAACGGUGUAGGAGGAAGAACGACACGUCUCUAGUGCUCAAACCACUCCCUAAGAUAAAGAGGCAGAUCUUGAAGAACAUUUGAUACGCAGCUAAAAUUUGGCAAAGAUAUCCAAAAUCACUGCUUUGGUAUACUCCCCUGAUGAAUUAUAAAAAGAAAAAUUAUUUCAUCGUCGAAUGCGUUUAUUACAAAAAAGUAUGUAUAAAAAUUUGUCGUGAGUGUUGGACAAAGAAACAAUCUGGGUCUUCACUAGGAUCCGAGGAUCGAACAUCAGCUGUUUCUAUUUUGGUGGUAGGAUGCUGUGCCAACUGGUCAUAAGUCACAGAGAAAUCUUGAUGUGCAAUGCUAUUUACGAAGUUCAUGUUUGACAAGAGUUCUGUAUGCAACAAGUAUUAUCAAUGUCGCCAGCAUCUUGUGUGAACAAUAAUAACGAUGACUAAUUUUGAGCUUGCCUACGAAUAUACCCCCAAUGACUUUGCAAAGAAUUUGAUUUAGGAACUUGUGGCACAAAGUACGUGUGUUCGGUGGUGAAGUUUCAAUUCUAUCAUCGUAGAUUACCAAAUUUCGACGAGCAAUUCUGAUUCAUAGGUAGAACGAACAUCCACUGGCGCAUUGCAGAUUUUUCUCUGCUCAAAAAUGUUUUUUGUUUAUGAGAUAUUUAUAUCAGAUAUUUAUGUCUGUCUGCUUUGCGAUAAUUUCUUGUAGGCUGGACUCCUCUGAUGAGAGUAGCCGCUGUGAGCGGUAAUGUGAACGUUGACAGGGUACUAAUACAUCAUGGAGCUAAUGUGCACACCAUGGACAAAGAAGGGAAAACGACUCUGAUGAACGCUGCACUUAAUGGCUUUGAAGCGCUUGUUAAGCUUCUCGUUAAAAAGGGUGUCCCUGUCAAGCUGAAAUCAGAGCACGGCAAAACGGCGCUGGAUUUUGCCAGGUCUUUAGAACACGAAAAGGUGACUCACUUUCUGCAAGAGCAUGUAGAAGCUUUGAAAAAGGCUGACAACGAACGCAAAUUGGCUGAAGCGAAGGAAAGAAGGCACAGCCGGGAGCGGAUUGAAAAUCAUGGCUUAAAAUCUGUUACAAACGGUGCACAGAAUGGAACAUCAGAGGCGGUUGUGUCGUAA
Pocillopora meandrina is the source of this 3167-nucleotide messenger RNA. The record is from the annotation of a GenBank genome assembly. NCBI's taxonomy places the organism in Eukaryota, Metazoa, Cnidaria, Anthozoa, Scleractinia, Pocilloporidae.